Messenger RNA from Cuscuta epithymum, 1316 nucleotides. Lineage: Eukaryota; Viridiplantae; Streptophyta; Magnoliopsida; Solanales; Convolvulaceae. The record is from the annotation of a GenBank genome assembly.
GACAAAAUUGGUUUCCAAGUAUGGAAUAGAUGAAACAUUGUACGGAGUCCUUUGCGGCGCCGUGGCGUGCUAUAUGUACGCUGCAGCAGCAAAACACGCAAAGUGUUGUCGCAGUGGACACCGAGUUGGCCACCGCCUUUCUCUCGCAACAGCUCUCUCUCUCAUUUCGCGAAAUUGUUUGUAGAUCGGCCGGGGAAAUCGGAUUACAAUGAGUCGGGUUAACGAUCCCAACCCUUUUGACGAAGAAGUGCAUCAAAACGAUGACGUCAAUCCAUUUGCGAAUGGCAGGACUGCUACUGGACCAGGUUCAAGCUUUAUUAAAAUGUUGCCUACUUUUGGAUUUGGCCAAAAACAUGAUGCUACUGUUGAUAUACCACUAGGUUCAGUGAAGGCCCCUAAUACAAAAGAGAAGGAACUGGCCAAUUGGGAAGCUGAAUUGAAAAGGAAGGAAAAGGAAAUUAAAAGAAGAGAAGAUCAGCUCUCGAGUGCUGGUGUUCCGGUUGUGAAUGAUAAAAAUUGGCCUCCCUUUUUUCCAAUUAUACAUCAUGAUAUUGCUAAUGAAAUACCCGCACAAUCUCAGAGGAUGCAGUAUUUGGCCUUUGCCAGUUGGCUGGGUAUUGUUUUCUGCCUUACGUUCAAUAUUGUUGCUGUGACCGUGUGCUGGAUAAAGGGAGGAGGUGUCAAAAUCUUUUUCCUUGCUGUAAUAUAUGCCUUACUUGGAUGUCCCUUGUCCUAUGUUUUAUGGUAUAGGCCUCUCUACAAUGCAAUGAGGACUGACAGUGCACUUAAAUUUGGCUGGUUUUUCUUGGUCUACAUGGUUCAUGUUGGAUUUUGCAUAUUUGCUGCCAUUGCUCCGCCUAUUGUCUUUCAUGGAAAGUCCUUAACGGGCAUCCUUGCUGCAAUUGAUGUAUUCUCUGACCAUGUUUUGGUUGGGAUCUUUUAUUUGAUUGGGUUUGGAUUAUUCUGCUUGGAGUCUUUGCUAAGCUUGACAGUGCUACAGAAAAUCUAUAUGCAUUUCCGAGGUCACCGGUGACGAUAAAACUUUAAUGCAAAUCACUGACAUGGUGUUUUCAGAUGCUGGAGUUUGCAGUUGCGCUGUUACAUCGAUCUGUAAUUUUGUAUGUUCAUUAGUGGUAAAACUUUAUGAAUGUAUUGUUAUAAUAUGUUUCAAAGACACCUGAGACGACCAUUGCAUACACGUGAUAAUGUUUUUAUCCAAAUUAGUCAUUAUCUUAAUAAGUAACGUUUACAUAGACAUUAUGAAAAAGAAUUUGAAGUCAAUGAUAAGACUAAAGUCACUAAACAAUUACAAUUCC